AUGUGCAGCGAUCCCAUGGCGCGAAACGAGGAGAAGGCGAACGCCGUGCUGAAUCGCUUCUGGGCCGCGAAGCAGGAGGAAAAGCGCAAGCCGCGGGAGAAGCGCCCUUUCCUCGCGUCCGAAUGUCGCGACCUAUCAGACGCCGACAAAUGGCGGCAGCAGAUCUUACGCGAGAUCGGACGGCGAGUAACGGAGAUUCAGAACCCAGGGUUAGGCGAGCACCGACUUAAAGAUCUCAACGAUGAGAUUAAUAAACUCAUACGGGAGAAAGGGCACUGGGAGAAACGGAUAGUUGAGCUUGGCGGUCCGAAUUACGCGAAACAAGGGCCCAAGAUAACUGACGCGGACGGUAAAGAAGUCGGCGAUGGAGACGACGAGCUGCCGGCCGGCUCGGCGACCGGCAAGGGGCUUGGUUACCGUUACUUCGGCGCUGCGAAGAACCUGCCGGGCGUUCGCGAGCUUUUCGAGAAGCCGACGGCGCCGACUAAGAAACGGAAUCGGUACGAGCUUUAUAAGCGUAUCGAUAUGGACUAUUACGGGUACAGGGACGAGGAGGACGGGAUCCUGGUGCGGCUCGAGGCGGAGGCGGAGCGGGAGAUUUUAGCGAAGGCGGUGCGGGAGUGGGAGGCGCUCGAAGCGGUUAAAGCCGAGGCGCGCCGCGCCGUGAAAAGCGGGGAGGAAGCUUCGAUCCGGGUUGAGGCGGAUCUGCUAGACGAGCUCGGCGCGCCUAUUGACGCCCGGGGAAUCCCAGCCCAAGCGGGAGAGGAAGCGGAGGAGGAGGAGGAGGCGGAAGCGGAUCGCGAGCAAGCGGGGGAGCGCGCGAGGCGCGACGCGUCGGCGUCAGAUGCGGCGUUGGACGCGGCGGAAGAGGCGGCGCUGGAUGCGGUGGGCGGGCGGCGGUUCGUGGCGCAUGUGCCGCUGCCUGACGAGAAGGAGAUCGAGCGCAUGGUGGUGGCGAAAAAGAAGGCGGAGCUCUUAAAUGACAUGGAGCGGCAUGGGCAUGCUGAGGUGGCAUGUUUGGAGUGGAUGUGGCGUGGAUUUGGGAAGAGAAGGGGGGGGGGGGGGGGGGGGGAGGAGGAGGAGGAGGAGGAGGAGGAGGAGGAGGAGGAGGAGGAGGAGGAGGAGGAGGAGGAGGAGGAGGAGGAGGAGGAGGAGGAGGAGGAGGAGGAGGAGGAUGAGGAGGAGGAGGAGGAGGAGGAGAAGGGGGAAGGAGGGGAGAGGAGAGGGGAGAGAGGGGGAGAGGGGAGAGGAGAGGGGAGAGAGGGGAGAGGGGAGAGGAGAGGGGGAGAGAGGGGAGAGGGGAGAGGAGAGGGGAGAGAGGGGAGAGGGGAGAGGAGAUGA
Closterium sp. Yama58-4 is the source of this 1341-nucleotide messenger RNA. The record is from the annotation of a GenBank genome assembly. Lineage: Eukaryota; Viridiplantae; Streptophyta; Zygnematophyceae; Desmidiales; Closteriaceae.